Messenger RNA from Prosopis cineraria, 1009 nucleotides. RefSeq lists its product as uncharacterized. The coding region runs from base 20 to 811 and encodes 263 amino acids. The transcript has a single exon. NCBI's taxonomy places the organism in Eukaryota, Viridiplantae, Streptophyta, Magnoliopsida, Fabales, Fabaceae. The record is from RefSeq and is a predicted model, not a curated record.
GGGAAUUCAGCAUUUUCCCAUGGCAACUUCUAAGCUUAUCAGUGUUGCUUUCUUUACGUUAUUGGGUUUAGGCAUUUGUGUUGGUGCCAGAUCACUCCUUGAUCUGGAGGGGGGUCUACACUUUGGUGCUGAUGUUGCGCAUCAUGACAGUGUGGUAGUCGGAGGUUAUGGGGGCGUUGGAGGGUCUGGUGGAGGGGGAGGAUAUGGAGGCGCUGGAGUGCAUGGUGGUGGUGGCUAUGGAGGAGGAGCUGGAGGAGGUGAAGGUGGUGGUGCAGGAUAUGGACCUGGAGGAGGAAGUGGAGGAGGAAGAGGUGCCGGUAAAGGAGGCGGUGAAGGCUAUGGAGGAGGGGUAGCUCACGGGGGAGGGUAUGGAGGAGGCGGUGGCUGGGGCAGUGGUGGAGGCGGAGGCGGUGGUGUGCUGGGGGUGCUGGUGGCGGUUAUGGAGGCGGGGAAGGACGUGGAGCUGGUGGGGGAUACGGAGGAGAGCAUGGAGGAGGAUAUGGAGGUGGGGGAGGAAGUGGAGGUGGCGGAGGAGGUGGUGGAGCUGGUGGAGCUCAUGGAGGUGGGUAUGGCAGUGGAGGAGGAGCAGGUAGAGGAUAUGGCGGAGGAGCUGCUGGUGGCGGUGGAGGCGGAUCUGGAGGAGGCGGUGGCGGCGGCUAUGGUGGUGGCGGCGCUCACGGAGGCGGAUAUGGAGCAGGUGGUGGCAGUGGCGAAGGAGGUGGCCACGGUGGAUAUCAUCCCUGAGGUUGGAUUACAGGCUUACAGCAGCUCCUCUUACUCACAUAAUAAGAGAAGUCACGUUGUACUAUGAAAAUUUACAAUAAAAAAAUGGGUAUGAGGAUGCAUAAAUAGUAAUGAGUGUUGUUGUGUUUGCUUUGUUUUCGUGUAACAUGCAUGUCAAAAACAGGCCGUCCAAAUAUUAACUGAUGGCUACGCACAUUACCAGCUUCAGUAAUUAUGCCCUGGAACAAAGACAAAUGACAGAAUAAGGGAAUUUCACUUCUGGGGA